UCUCAAUCAGAAUUGCCUCUGUCUCAAGCGCCUGCAUACUUUUGUGGGUGCUUGAGACAACCGGUGCCGCUACUCUCUCCGGUGGCGGUUGUCUGCCCUUGCCACCACCACCCUAAGAAAAUAGAGUUCCAUCUUCUCUACUGCUAAUCUCAUGGCGGAUCCACAAACCGUUCUUCCAUAUCACGACCCUUUUGAAGCCCAAAAUUCCGAAGAUAUUUUCUGUAUCCUGGACAAUAGGAAUCCUACCCUUGAAGAUUUGUCAAUUCAGGAACCAUUCCCGGACCCCACUUCAAUUCCUCAACAGGGUACUGGAAUUGGGAGUUCUAAUGAUCCUUUUGAGAAUGGGGGUAUUUGGGAUGUGAAGAAUGAUCCCAAUACCGGAAAUUCUCAAACCGGACCUUCCGAGAUUCAUGUAGAAUCAAGCCAUGGAAAUCAAACUAAUUACUUUCACGCAGGAAGUUCAAAUUAUGAGGAUUCUAUACUUCUUUCUGAAUGGCCCCCAACACCGAUCCCCUUUGGUUGUAGUUGCUGCCAAGUCCUCCGAGAAAUAAUUCAUACAAAUGGCAACGAAUUUACAACCCUUGAAAUACAUGGCAGAUUGGGGAUGAUCUCUCAUGCUGUUCUCGAAGUUCAACUAAAUAUGGAGACGCUUUCUCCAAGCUAUCACCAUCAAAUGUUUGAUUUUUGUAAGAAAAGCCUGGAGGAAGUGAAACAAUUUUUGGUUCAAUACUGUCUGGAGAGAAGCCAAGCAGGAUUCUUUGUUAUAAGUGAUCCAUUUUCAGUCUUCUACGAAGCCUUAUGUGUUGGAUUCGUUUGGGCUGAAAAUCAGUACUGUGAAGAGUUCAACCCACCACCUUCCUCGAAUUCAGAGGAACUUCAAGGGAACAACAAAGCAGGCAAUGAUAAUGAGCAACUAAGGGUCCCUAAGACCAAUCUAUCCGAGCAGCGACAAAGGACUGGAAAAAUCACACUGAAGGAAAUAGGAAACUAUUUUCAUCUUCCUAUUGAAGAGGCAGCGAAGAAGAUGAGGUUAUGCCCUACCGUGGUGAAGAAGAUAUGCCGCAGAGAUGGUCUGGCUAGAUGGCCUCACAGAAAGAUUAAAAGCAUGGAGAGGCAAAUAUCAUAUUGGGCUGGACUUUUAAGUUCAAAUGAUCCACAGGAAAGUGCUCGAGCACAGAAUGAGAUCCUUAGACUUCAACACGAAAUCGAGAAUAUUUGUCAAGGAGCAGUAGGUAGUAGAUGAUGGUGAUAAAGGGUGUUCCUAAGUGUUCUUUUUAUUAAUUAAGGGUUUUCCUAAGUGUUAUGUAUGUAUAUAUAUUUGGGUGUUGAUUUGUAAUGAUCUUGGAAACUAUAUUCUUAUAAUUGAUAAAAUCGUUUUCUUUUU
Rubroshorea leprosula is the source of this 1384-nucleotide messenger RNA. Lineage: Eukaryota; Viridiplantae; Streptophyta; Magnoliopsida; Malvales; Dipterocarpaceae. The record is from the annotation of a GenBank genome assembly.